Seriola dumerili (greater amberjack) is the source of this 2715-nucleotide messenger RNA. It is a transcript of the gene fyrd1, whose product is annotated as transforming growth factor beta regulator 1. Gene Ontology annotation, cellular component: nucleus. The record is from RefSeq and is a predicted model, not a curated record. Gene Ontology annotation, biological process: regulation of cell cycle; regulation of DNA-templated transcription. NCBI's taxonomy places the organism in Eukaryota, Metazoa, Chordata, Actinopteri, Carangiformes, Carangidae. The transcript is spliced from 16 exons. The coding region runs from base 342 to 1982 and encodes 546 amino acids.
AACCACUGCCUUUAGUUUUUUUGUCGAUCUCGUCGUAAUCGACAUUUUUCUUUAUUAUUUUUUUAUUUUUUUAUUUUUUUUUACCGUAGAUGGUUUCGUUUUGAACCAUAUUACUGACAUUAUUUGUUUUGUGCACAGCUCCACAGUAUCACGAUAGUUCCGACGGAUUCUGCUGCUAGCUGGUUAACGUUAGCUUUUAGCUUCUCUGUAUGUAAACAAUGCGAUGAAGGCGACUGAAAGUUCCGGUUGACACACGGAAACAAACAGUCCGGAGCACGAACUGAAAGAAGUGGGCUUGUUGGUUUGCUGCAGUUUAAUUGAGAGGCUUGUCCUUGUCUCCUAUGGAGUCACUCAACACGUUUGAAUCUGAGAUGGAGGCUGAUGGACAAGGGAACUACUCUCUGUUUCCUGCUCUGGACAGCAUUGCAAGUCUGUCUGGGACUGCAGAAACACUGGAGAGUGAACCACCCAGUGAAAUUGCGGAGAAGCCAAACCUCACAUGGCUCGAUGCUGCACAGAUUGUCUUGGAGGAGGCAGGACGUCCCAUGCACAUAAAGGAGAUUAAACAGAGAAUCAUCGACAGGGGACUUGUUCAAUCCAAUGCAAAAUCGAGUCUGGAGGCUGUCAUGUACCGUGAGACACAAAAAGGCAGCAGGAGAUUCAAGAGGAUUGAGAACAGAAACGGAGUCUUUGCACUGCUGACUGAUGAGGAGCGGCAGCAGGCCCUGCAGGCCUUCACUGCCCAGUCUUUCCUCAGCUCUCCGCAGCAGAACACCAUCAGCGGUUCUGGCUCAGGGGCCUCGGCAGCCGCCUUCCCAUCCCCCACCGGUUCCUCAGAGCAUAAGGCCAAGAUGAAGAGAGGUUCACGAAAAAAUCAGAAUGAGAAGUACCGACUCAAGUACCUCAGGCUGCGCAAAGCAGCCCGUGCAAUGAUAUUUGAGAAUGCAGCUCUCUGUGAUGAGGUCGCUCACUUAGAAGAGAAGUUUCUGAGAGCAAAGGAGGAGCGAAGGUUUUUACUGAAGUCGUUGUUGCAGUACCAGUCUUUGUCAGAGGGGGAGAUACUACCUACACCCACCUCCAGCUCUCAUCCACCUGUGCCGCCUGUGGCAUUAACCUCAGGCCCUGCAGGGGCUUCAGGCCUGUCUGGGGGGCAUAACAUGGCGUCAGUGGUGUCGACAGGGGAAGAAGGACCUCUUAAGAAACCAAAGAAGGAAAGGAAAGAGCGAGGAAGGGAGAAUGGAAAGGAGGAGAUGCCAAAGAAGAUGUCUAAGAAGAGAAAGCUAGCAGACGGGUCUCGGAAGCUGGUGCAGCCCAUCCCUCUGGACUCAUCUGGUCGUCCCGUCUUUCCCAUCGUACUGGGAGGUUUAACGAUCUACAGUCUGGGAGAGAUAAUCACAGACAGAAUGUUGUUCCAUGACGAGUGUGCCAUCUACCCAGUGGGCUUCUGCAGCACACGAGUCUUUGCCAGCAUGAAAAACCCUGACCAGCAGUGCCUCUACACCUGCCAAAUCAAGGAUGGAGGAACAGGUCCACAGUUUGAGAUUGUGCCUGAAGAAGAUCCUCAAAACGCCAUCGUGGCCUCCUCUGCCCUGACGUGCCACUCCAACCUACUGAAGGCCAUCGCAUCUGUCAGUUCCAAGUCAGUGGCGCCCAUCGUGCCUUCAGGAGCAGACUUCUUUGGCUUCUCUCACCCCACCAUCCAGAAUCUCAUCCAGAGUUGUCCAGGAGCACGUAAAUGUACCAAGAGCAAGGAAAACAAGAAACUGGAAAACACUGCCAAGCCAGGACAAACUACAGAUGGAUUCGUUUUGAGGUGUGUCGCCCCGGUGACGGCCAGGUUCCUCACAGCCUAUCGGAGGACGAUGCCUCUGUCAACUUUGAGGCCUACCAGAGACACCAGGGCUUUGAUGAGAACAUCAAGACGGAGCACAUCACAGGACAGACACCGCAGUCUCCUAGCUCCUCUCAUCAGCAUCACCUGACCUCCCCCAACAUGAAGCCCUCUACGUCAUACUUCAGCCCCUGAUUCUGACAGCACUGGUGAAAUCAAAGCCUCACCUAAUCCUAAUCCUUCUUUCUUUCUUUCUUUCUUAUUUACAAGGCAUCAAAUUUUUCCUGGUUAAAUUAUUCAUGAAAUGGUGGCAUAACAACUCAAAUUUAUGCUAUUUAUUAUAUGUCUUCUUCCUAACUAGCCCCAGACAGCAUUACUGCGGAUGAGUGCUAGCAUGGUUGAUGAUAUGCUGAAUGUGGUAGAUGAAUUAGAUCUGUGCUUAACAUGCUAACCCAACACCACUGUAUUGAAAAUUACAUUCUUUACUGUAUGUAUAAGCGAGUCCUAGUUGACAGUAUAUUUAAGAUGUAAAUUGUAUAAGCUUGUUUUUCCACUAGUUGGGGAUUACACAGGAAAAACAUAAUAAGGUUAGUAUGCGCUCCAUGUACACAUUUUGUUGGAUGGCACACUAUUGCAUUGGUAUUUCACUGUUGGUACCCUAUUUAAAGUUUCACUAUUGAAAAAAAUUCUAUAUCAUGUUUGGAUGAAUCAAUAAUUUCAUUGCAUUUCAUUCAGUUUUUCUGUUUUACCAAUGCAAAAGCUCUGGCUUUGAAUGUAAACACAUCCACAAAAACUUAUUUGCUGAUUUGUCAUUUAUUUGUGCCAAAUGUCAAAAGGACUUAUUUGAAUCAGAGUUUUGUUAAAAUAAAAAUACAUCCGUCACA